Didymodactylos carnosus is the source of this 639-nucleotide messenger RNA. The record is from the annotation of a GenBank genome assembly. Lineage: Eukaryota; Metazoa; Rotifera; Eurotatoria; Philodinida; Philodinidae.
AUGCUAAAAACUCCAAAGGAAGUUGCUCGUGAAAAUAAACGUGAAAUAACUCGUGCACGUCGAGAAUUACAACGUGAAACAAAUCGUUUACAAAAUACUCAGAAACAACAAGAAAAUGAAAUUCGAAAACUAGCUGCCAAAGGUGAAAAGACAGCUCUUCGUCAAUAUGCUAAAAAUAUUGUUAAAACACGUAAUCAAGUGAAUAAAAUAUCCCAAAUGGAUGCCACAUUGUCAGCGCUAGAAAGCGAGAUAGCAACAAUAACAACAAAUCAAACAAUGAUGGAUGUUAUGGUUAAAACAACAAGAACAUUAGAACGCAUAAACAGAAUGAUUCCAUUGCAAGGUUUUCAACAGACAAUGAUGAAUUUUGAAAAAAAUAAGGAUAUAAAUGAAGCCAAGCAACAGAUGAUGGAAGAUGUGAUGGAUAGUGCAUUCGAUGGAGAAGCAGAUGAAGAAGAAACAGACCAACUUGUGGAUCAAGUACUCGGCGAACUCAAUAUCAAUAUUGCAAGUCAAAUGCCAAGUGUCACAGGUGGUCCACUUGCUGCUGGUGGUGCUCGUGCAGCAGCUAAACCUCAAGCUGUGUCAACAGCUGAUGCAGAUUUAGAAGCUCGUCUGGAAGCAUUACGUCGAAAUUAG